AUGGCUGGUCCGCCUCCACCUCCACCUCCCAUGAUGCCUGGGGCAGCUUCUGGUAGCUCGAAGCCGCCUGCGGCGCCACAGAUGCAAAUGGGUAGAGACGCCCUGCUUGGUGAUAUAAGGAAGGGCGCCCGCCUAAAGAAGGCUGUCACAAACGAUAGAAGCGCACCGCAAGUAGGUGGCGGUGUUGUGUCUGGUAACGCGCCAAACCCCCCUACGCCCGCGUCAGCGCCACCAGUAUCACAGGCACAAGCGAUGCCGCCAAUGCCGCUGCCGUCAGGCCCUCAACUCGGGGACAUCCUGGCUGGCGGUAUCCCAAAACUGAGGUCGACCUCCGGCGCGCCCAGGGGAGCGCCUGCGCCUCCGGUUCCCGGCAUGUCCGCUCCACCAACUCCAGCGGCACCCGCUCCCCCAGCUCAUCCAGUUCCUGCGGGAUCUGCUCCUGGAAUCCCGGGGUCCGCCCCUCCAAUCCCAGGCUCAGCGCCUCCAGCACCCGCCGCUCCGCAGAUCCCUUCCAGCAGACCUCACAUGCCUUCUUCCAGGCCCACCAAAAGGAGAUCGAAUAUCGAAGGGAAAGCGCCGCCCGUACCUUCGGCGCCUCCAGCACCUCCUGCGCCGCCAGCUUCAGCCCCUCCGCUACCUUCGUCGAACGCCCCAGGGACCCCUGCUCCUCUGCUGCCUCAAAGUAGUGCGCCGCCUGCGCCGCCAGUACCAUUUGCCGCAGCUCCGCCGGCACCAGCAUCUUCGGCCCCAUCAGUUCCUAAAUCAAGUCCGUCAUCAGCGCCUCCAGCGCCGCCGGCUCCAUCGGCUCCCCCAGUACCGGGCCUGCCCAAGAGCAGCGCUCCACCGGCGCCACCAGCUCCGCCAGCUCCGCCAGCUCCUCCAGCUCCUCCAGCACCUCCUGUGCCAUCCGCACCUGCUCUACCUAAAAGUGGUGCGCCUCCGGCACCCCCUGUGCCAUCCGCACCUGCUCUACCUAAAAGUGGUGCGCCUCCGGCACCUCCAGCACCCACUUUACCAAAGAGCAGCGUACCACCAGCACCCCCAGCACCCCCAGCACUUCCAGCCUCUUCUGCUGCUCCACAACGUAGGGCACCAUCCGCAGCUUCUGCACCACCGGCGCCUAUGCCUGCCGCUGGGGGCUUGCCGUUCUUGGCCGAGAUCCAGAAAAAACGAGACGAUAGGUUCGUCAUUGGCGAAAACUCCAAGUACACAACAAAAGUUGAGCCAACGAAUGAUCCAGAACCAGUCAAGGCCCCAACUUUGGAUAAAACAUCUCAGAAUGCUCCCUCGGGCCAAGGAAUGUCUUUCCUAGACGAGAUGAACUCGAAAUUGAAUGCACAGCACACUAAGCCGCCUGCUUCACCAUCCAUACCACCACCUCCCCCAACAAGUGGUGCACCCCCAGUUCCACGUGCCCCUCCUGCCGCACCCCCACCUGCUACAAAAGCACCACCACUGCCUUCUUUCUCCGCCCCCAGUACGAACGCAGCCCCCCCACCACCACCUCCACCUCCAGUUUCUUCAUUACCUCCACCACCUCCUCCAAUCCCUACAUCUUCGUCUCCCCAGGCGCCGGCACUUCCCAAGUCAUCGGCGCCAGGUAGUCCUCCGCCACCCCCUCCUCCGCCAGCGCUAGGAUCUGGCUCUUCUACAAAUCAUCAAAAUGCGCCGAAGCCUUCUUUAGGUGGCGGCUUGCCAUUCCUCGCGGAAAUCGAGAAAAAAAGAGACGAUUCUCAUGUAAUUGAGGGCGUAUCGAGUAACUCGGGACCAGGAAAAGCCGAAAACAGAACCCCAAGCGCUCCAAGCGUUCCUGCUGCCCCAGCUCCACCCGUCCCUUCUUUGCCAUCUUUCGGCGCCCCUCCUGUGCCUUCCCCUGCAAAGAUGGCCUCGAGCGGUUCGUCGUCUUCCGCAACGAUGCCAGCGGCACCCCCUCUUCCAUCUAUGGGCUCGCCAGUACUGCCGACUCCACCCGCCCCACCCGCUCCACCAAUGGCAUCAUCAGACCCUCAUUCGGCUCCGCCUCCUCCACCAAUGGCACCAUUCUCCCCUGCUUCAACCGCUACUGAAAAUGGUGGAUCUUCUAAGCUCCCUCCUCCUCCCCCACCACCAUCUAGCACUGCAACAACUUCACACAAACAAAGACUAUUUUCGAAUGGUGAUGAUGCGCAAUCAAGCCAUACCUUGAAUCCGCACACCAACCAGCCCGAAAUUAAAACAAGCAACUUAACCAUCAGUGGCAGUGCGACCACAACAGGUGUCAAGCUAGGCGGUACCAAAGUUACCGUCGACGACAGUCGCUUCAGCUGGGGCAACGCUGGGCAACUGCCGAAGCCAAGGGCAUUCAGCAACAAAACAAAGUUGUACCCCAGUGGAAGGGGAAGCAGUGUUCCGCUGGAUCUGGCAUUAUACUUGUAG
Messenger RNA from Lachancea thermotolerans CBS 6340, 2415 nucleotides. It is a transcript of the gene VRP1, whose product is annotated as Vrp1p. The record is from RefSeq and is a predicted model, not a curated record. The transcript has a single exon. Gene Ontology annotation, molecular function: actin binding. NCBI's taxonomy places the organism in Eukaryota, Fungi, Ascomycota, Saccharomycetes, Saccharomycetales, Saccharomycetaceae. The coding region runs from base 1 to 2415 and encodes 804 amino acids.